Molecule: messenger RNA, 552 nt
Organism: Symbiodinium sp. CCMP2592
Lineage: Eukaryota; Dinophyceae; Suessiales; Symbiodiniaceae
Source: the annotation of a GenBank genome assembly
AUGCCUGAAUGCCUCGAGCCUCGUCGGGCCAAUUUUUGCAGAGGUCAUGUCUUGGAGCGUUCCAUCUACGACAACUUGCUCGACCUUUGCUUCCAGGCCGGAGGGUCCCGGCUGCCAAAACAUGUCACGAAGCGAUCCGCCGAUCCGCCGAUCCGCGAGGUGGGCGACGAAGCUUUCACUGGCGAAGUGCCCGAGGAUGUGCCGGAGGCGCACGCGGAGAUGCGCUUUGAUGCCGUCUACUUCUCCGGUUCAUUUUCCGUCUUGCCUGACCCGCCUGCCGCCCUCAGAGCAGUUCUGCCUCUGAUGAAGCGCAACGGACGCAUCUUCAUAACACAGACCUUCCAGAAGAGAUCUUCGCCUCUGAUGGCCUUCUUGAAGCCUCUGCUGAAGUACAUCACCACCAUCGACUUCGGCCAGCUCGUAACCGAGGAAGACCUUGAGCGACUGAUCUCCAGUGCAGGGUGUUUCGAAGUCCUUGAGAACAAGCCCAUCCCCGGCUCCGUCUCGACCCACCUCCAGACUGCCAGGCUUGUUAUACUGAAGGCGUCUUGA